This is a messenger RNA of Cucurbitaria berberidis CBS 394.84, 4797 nucleotides long. RefSeq lists its product as uncharacterized. Gene Ontology annotation, molecular function: transmembrane transporter activity; tryptophan synthase activity. Gene Ontology annotation, biological process: L-tryptophan biosynthetic process; transmembrane transport. Lineage: Eukaryota; Fungi; Ascomycota; Dothideomycetes; Pleosporales; Cucurbitariaceae. The coding region runs from base 1 to 4797 and encodes 1598 amino acids. The record is from RefSeq and is a predicted model, not a curated record. The transcript is spliced from 10 exons. Gene Ontology annotation, cellular component: cytoplasm; membrane.
AUGGACGGAAUCAAGAAGACCUUUGCACAAUGCAAGAAGGAGGGCAGAUCUGCCCUCAUCACGUAUGUGACUGCAGGCUUUCCCACUGCGCAGGAGACGCCCGAUAUCCUCCUGGGCAUGGAGGCCGGUGGCGCAGACAUCAUUGAACUCGGCAUGCCCUUCACUGACCCGAUUGCCGACGGCCCUACCAUCCAAACCGCAAACACUCAAGCACUCAAGAAUGGCGUCACAACCGUCGAUGUCCUCCAGAUGGUUCGCGACGCGAGGAAACGCGGCCUCAAGGCGCCUGUCCUACUCAUGGGAUACUACAACCCUCUGCUGAGCUACGGCGAGGAGAAGAUGCUGCAGGAUGCUAAGGAGGCAGGCGCCAAUGGCUUCAUCAUGGUGGACCUUCCACCUGAGGAGGCUCUGCGCUUCAGAAACUUCUGCCGCAGCUAUGGCCUCUCGUACGUUCCUUUGAUCGCCCCUGCUACCUCGGAGCACCGCAUGCGCGUCCUCUGCAAGAUCGCCGAUUCUUUCAUCUAUGUCGUCUCCCGAAUGGGUGUCACUGGUGCUACUGGGUCGCUCAACGCCGCUCUUCCCCAGCUGCUCGACCGCGUCCACAAGUACUCUGGAAAUGUCCCAGCUGCAGUGGGCUUUGGAGUUAGCACGCGUGACCAUUUCCUCAGCGUCGGCAAGAUUGCUGAAGGUGUUGUCAUUGGUAGUCAGAUCAUCAACACCAUCGCCAAUGCUGAAUCCGGACAGGGCGCGAAGGCUGUCGAGGAAUAUUGCGACAAGAUCUGUGGCAAGAGCAGCCGAAAGACCACGCGUGAAGUCGGCAUGGUUGAGGCCUUGGCCGAGGCUAAGGAGCCCACUGGCGUUCAUGUUGACAAAGUCAUUACCGAUGCUGAUACUCCUGACGGCCCUGGACUCGCUGAUCAGAUUGAGGCACUGAACACCAACGGCGACUUCGACGAGGAGCAUGCGCACCCUCCUCGAUUUGGCGAGUUCGGCGGACAGUAUGUGCCCGAGUCGCUCAUGGAUUGUCUUUCAGAGCUUGAGACAGGCUUCAGUCAAGCUGUGAACGACCCGAAAUUCUGGGAGGAGUACCGGUCCUACUAUGACUGGAUGGGCCGUCCAGGGCAUCUGCAUCUUGCAGAGCGCCUUACGGAACAUGCAGGCGGCGCGAACAUCUGGUUGAAAAGAGAAGAUCUAAACCACACUGGAAGCCACAAAAUUAAUAACGCCCUCGGUCAAAUCCUCAUAGCUCGAAGACUUGGCAAGACUGAGAUCAUUGCUGAAACUGGUGCUGGUCAGCAUGGAGUUGCCACAGCCACCGUUUGCGCCAAAUUCGGCAUGAAGUGCACGAUAUACAUGGGUGCUGAAGAUGUCAGGCGCCAAGCGUUGAACGUCUUCCGUAUCAAGCUGCUUGGUGCAUCGGUCGUUGCUGUCGAAGCUGGCUCGCAGACGCUUCGUGACGCCGUGAAUGAGGCCCUUCGUGCCUGGGUCGUUAAACUUGACAGUACGCACUACAUCAUCGGAUCUGCUAUUGGUCCUCAUCCGUUCCCGACCAUCGUCCGUACCUUCCAAUCCAUCAUCGGCAACGAGACAAAGCAGCAAAUGCAGGAGAAGCGUGGCAAGCUCCCCGAUGCGGUUGUGGCUUGCGUUGGAGGUGGCAGUAAUGCGGUCGGCAUGUUCUAUCCUUUCGCAAACGAUCCCUCCGUUAAGCUACUUGGCGUGGAGGCUGGUGGUGACGGUGUCGAUACGGAUCGCCACAGUGCUACCCUUUCAGCUGGCACCAAGGGCGUGCUACACGGUGUUCGUACCUACGUGCUUCAGAACAAGCACGGACAGAUCAGCGACACGCACUCUGUCUCUGCUGGUCUCGACUAUCCGGGAGUUGGCCCUGAGUUGUCCAGCUGGAAGGAUAGUGACCGUGCCAAAUUCGUUGCUGCCACGGAUGCUGAAGCCUUUAUUGGUUUCCGCCUCAUGACUCAGCUAGAAGGCAUUAUUCCGGCUCUCGAGACUUCCCAUGCUGUCUUCGGUGCUCUUGAGCUGGCUAAAACGAUGACCAAAGACCAGGACGUGGUGAUCUGUGUCUCUGGCCGUGGUGACAAGGAUGUGCAGAGCGUCGCUGAGGAGCUGCCUAAGCUGGGUCCUAAGAUUGGCUGGGAGUUGAGAUGUAAGGCGGCAGCGCGUGAGAGCAAGCGAGAACAAAAAAGACGGGAGAAGCUCGAGCAGCUUCGCGAGGCCGACGAGAUGAAGUUCUCCCACAGCUUGCAAUUUAAUGCGGUGCCAGACUGGAGCAACCACUACAUCGCCUACAGUAACCUCAAGAAGCAGAUCUACAGUCUCGAGACCCAGAUUAACCAAAAGAACGCACACGUCGACGCCGAAUCCUCGCCGUUAUUGAACGGAGACGCUGAAGACCCCGACAAAGCCUUUACGAAUACGCUCGAUGCAGAACUCGAAAGGGUCGUCUCCUUCUACCAGCUCAAGGAAUCCGAGAUUUAUAGAGAAGUCGACGCACUCCUCAACGAUGAAAACACGUACGAGGCGGAGCAGGCAGAAUACGACCAUGAGCAGGAAAACGCCCCGCCCGGCAAAAAGCUACGCAGCGGAAGUAUCUUCAAACAGAUCAGCUUCCAUCAACCCAGUAAACCCCGGGCGAUGAGUGGGUUAAGCGACCGAUCGACAGCGGAUGGUGCAGACGACGACGAAGAUUCGGACGAGGACGCGAACGAGACAUCACAACUGCGCAAGAAGAGCCCCGAUGGGCAGCGACGGAGGCGGCGCGCUACUGAUGAGGAUUUGGCGGCUUCAAAUGACUGGGCCUCGUCAAGACGGAAAACCAGCGUAGCUUUCGACGACUACAACGACAUGGCGUUUGCCGCGCUGUAUGACGAAGGAGUAUCGUUGAAGAAGCGGGCCAUCAGUGUAUAUGUAUCGCUGUGUGAGCUGCGAUCUUUCAUCCAGUUGAACAAGACGGGGUUUGAGAAGGUGCUGAAAAAGUACGACAAGAUUCUCGACCGCAAAUUGAAGAGUCGCUACUUGAACAAAUACGUUUAUCCCGCGUUCCCAUUCCAACAGAGCACCAUGGAUAGAUUGACACGCAAUCUGGAACGUAUGGAAUCUGCCUAUUCGCAAAUAUGCACAAAAGGGGAUGUCAACGAGGCCAAGCGUGAGUUGAGGCUCCAUCUACGGGAACACGUGGUUUGGGAACGCAACACAGUUUGGCGCGAGAUGAUUGGAAUCGAGCGCAAGGCACAAGCCGCUAACAUUGGCAUCACCCAAACCUUGCUAGGACAUGAUACGAGUGGUGGCAAGAUACGGCGGCAAGGGGACGAUAUCCAGCCGGAUAUGAAGGAAGUGGACACGCCCAUCGGAAAAUACCGCUGCCCGCAAUGGCUGGUCAGCAAGACGUUCUGGAUGCUGCUUGCUUGUAUAGCGAUCUUCGUUGUCCUGCUAGUGGUGCCCAUCAUGGAGAAGCCUGAGCAGCAGAAUUGCCUAGCUAUGGUAGUCUUUGUCAGUCUACUUUGGGCUACUGAGGCGAUACCACUCUUCGUCACAUCACUCCUCGUGCCAUUCCUAGCUGUCACUCUCGAUGUCGUCCGAAGCGAUACCAAACCCUAUCAUCGACUAGACUCAAAACAAGCUGCGAGCUAUGUCUUCUCCGCCAUGUGGACGCCAGUAAUCAUGCUUUUGCUCGGCGGCUUCACGAUUGCUGCCGCCUUAUCAAAGUACAACAUCGCAAAGAUGAUGGCCACUUUGGUUUUAAGUAAAGCUGGCACGAAACCGAGAACUGUCCUGCUUGUUAACAUGUUCGUUGCCAUGUUCGCCAGUAUGUGGAUCAGCAACGUUGCGGCGCCGGUGCUAUGCUUUUCUAUCAUUCAGCCUAUCCUCCGUAACCUCCCCGCCGAUUCAGACAUGACCAAGGCCCUUCUCCUCGGUAUCGCCCUGUCCUCCAACAUAGGUGGUGCCGCUUCGCCCAUCGCCUCACCCCAGAACCUCAUCGCACUUCAAAACAUGCAGCCUGAACCCUCCUGGGGCGUAUGGUUUUUCGUCGCGCUACCCGUAUGCAUAAUCUCAAUCCUCCUAAUCUGGGUGAUACUCCUCGUCACGUUUCAACCUGGUCGCGGUACAACCAUUGUACCCAUCCGCCCCCUCAAAGACAAGUUCACUGGGGUUCAAUGGUUCAUCAGUAUUGUCACAGUCGUUACUAUUGUGCUUUGGUGUGUCAGUCACCAACUGGAGCCCAUAUUUGGAGACAUGGGUGUUGUUGCCAUCAUCCCGCUCGUCCUCUUCUUCGGCACUGGCAUCCUCACAAAAGAGGACUUCAACAACUUCCUCUGGACCAUCAUCAUCCUUGCUGCCGGCGGUCUUGCGCUCGGCAAGUCUGUUAACUCAUCCGGCCUCCUCCACACUAUCGCUGAAUCGAUUACGCAAAGUGUUGAAGGCAUGUCGUUGUACAGCGUACUGGUGGUCUUUUGCGCAUUGAUAUUAGUAGUUGCGACGUUUAUUAGUCAUACCGUUGCGGCGCUCAUUGUGCUUCCACUAGUACAGCAAGUCGGACAGAGUAUGAGCGAGCCGCAUCCGAACUUAUUGGUCAUGGGCGCCGUCUUGAUGGCGAGUGGUGCGAUGGGGUUGCCGACCAGUGGAUUUCCCAAUAUGACUGCCAUCAUGAUGGAAGACCAAAGAACAGGCCAGCGAUAUCUGGACGUUAAGCACUUCCUUACACGCGGCAUACCUGCAUCGAUUCUUACCUUCCUUGUGAUUAUUACCGUGGGUUACGGGCUUAUGCUCGCCGUGGGCUUUUAG